AUGACCUCUAAGAAUUUUGUUCAGCCUGCUAUUCCACGCUUCGAUGGUCAUUACGACCAUUGGAACAUGCUGAUGGAGAAUUUCCUUAGGUCCAAGGAAUUCUGGCCAGUUGUCAGUACUGGUGUUCAAGAGCCAGUGGCUGAUACUUCUAAACGAAUAUUGGAUUCCAUGAAGAAGAAGUAUCAGGGAACGACGAAGGCAAAAAGGGCAUUAUUGCAAACACUUCGAGCUGAUUUUGAGACAUUACAAAUGAAGAUGGGAGAAUCAAUUUCAAAUUACUUCUCAAGGACUAUGGCAAUAGCAAAUAAAAUGUGGAUUCAUGGUGAAAAGAUGGAAGAUGUCACCAUUAUUGAAAAGAUUCUUCGCUCCAUGACAUCAAAAUUCAACUAUGUUGUUUGUUCAAUUGAGGAAUCGAAAGAUACUACUAAACUUUCAAUUGAUGAAUUGCAGAGUUCACUAUUGAUUCAUGAGCAGAAAAUUAAUCGACAAAGUAGCAAGGAACAAGCUCUUCAAGUCUCAUCCAACUAUCACUCUUCAAAAGGUGGUGGUCGUGGAAGAGGAAGAGGAAACAAUUCUGGUGGUGAGAGGCACUCGCACCAGAAAUUUGAAGAAAAAUCUUCAAAUUCUCAAGGAAGGGGAAGAAGCUUUGACAACAAUAAUAAUUCAGGUGAUUAUAAGCCAAAGUCAGUUGACAAGUCAAAGAUUGAAUGCUACAGAUGUCACAGGUAUGGCCAUUAUAAAUCAGAAUGUAGAACUAACUUGAAUAGAGAUGGUGGACGGCAGUCUAAUUUUGCAGAAAAGGAAGAAGAGAUCUCUCUGUUAAUGGCCUAUCAAGAGAAAGAACAAGCGACGAAGGAAAUUUAG
This is a messenger RNA of Solanum verrucosum, 864 nucleotides long. RefSeq lists its product as uncharacterized. The transcript is spliced from 2 exons. Gene Ontology annotation, molecular function: nucleic acid binding; zinc ion binding. Lineage: Eukaryota; Viridiplantae; Streptophyta; Magnoliopsida; Solanales; Solanaceae. The coding region runs from base 1 to 864 and encodes 287 amino acids. The record is from RefSeq and is a predicted model, not a curated record.